UUCACUCAGACAAGGACUGCUACUUAUAUAACCACACAUCUCUGCCAUGCAUGCAGUAUAAUUACUGUUGAGAAAGUUUAACUUCACACUUAAAUAGUCACAGACAACUUCUCACUAUACUUAGCCAGGAUACACACCAGCCUAUACUCCACGAAAAACCCAAGCAAAUUGUGCAUAGAAAGGCAACUCCGAAUCUACCCUAUGAUGUUAAAGCUGAAAUUAUUGGAAGAAAACUCCAGGCAGAAUAUGGUGAGAAAGAUCCCAACACUCCAAUAAACUACUUCAUGAUUCUGUUGGGCAGACAGAUAUCGGAAAAGCUAAACGACCCUGAGCGAGAAUUUGCAGCAAGCCUUGAGAAACUUGGAAUGAACGUUUGGAGGAUAAUCGAUGAUGGCUGGAUGGCACAAAAAUUGCUCUUCAUCAAGUAUGAUGAUCGAUUCAGUGAUGAGCGUGAAAGAGAGUAUGCAGUGAAUGUGAAGGUUCGUGAAGACUUGAAGCAAACGUACAAGCGUUUAGUUGAUAACACUGAGGUGUUAGUCAUCACAGACGUUCAAAUCAUCCUCACUCGAGCUUGCUUGUACUACAAAGAGGAUGGCCAAUCCCAGCAACAAUCAGAUCCACCAGAUCAACGGGAUCAACGGGAUCAAAAGCUACUUCUUAUAACUACCAACGAAAUCGGAAGUAUCCUUAAAAACAAAUACUCAACUCAAGUACAAGUAGGAGACACUCCGAUUGACUACUUCUAUCUCUUCAUUCAAGUGGAAGAGAAUGAAAACCCUAAAAAGGUGCAUGAGACUGCCUCAUCAAUCCUGAAAGAUCUGCCAGGAGAGUGGAGAAUUCUCGAUGAAGCGAACUGGCCAGAAGUUUACUUAGGCCAUUACCCCAAGACAUCGGGAUUCAUGACUGAGAGAGAAAGAGAAAUGAGUUUGAACGAAAAAGUCUGAGAGCCUCUCAUUGAGAAAAUGCAAUCAAAGAUCAGGAAAAUGCUCACAGAAGCAGAUGAAGCGAGGCUAAAGUUCACGUUAUAAUCACACGUGCCUGUGACUAUAACAAAAAUUGUUAGUGUAGUAAACAGAUUCAACGUUUAUAUAUAUAGCUAUAGCAGAGGAGAGCACUGUAUAUACUAUUACCUAUAAUGUCAUACAUGCACAAGAUAUAUCUACUUUCACAUGUAGCGCUUUUUUUAGUACGCACGUGUAAUUAUUAAUCAUGCA
This is a messenger RNA of Halichondria panicea, 1214 nucleotides long. RefSeq lists its product as uncharacterized. The coding region runs from base 285 to 944 and encodes 219 amino acids. The record is from RefSeq and is a predicted model, not a curated record. The transcript has a single exon. NCBI's taxonomy places the organism in Eukaryota, Metazoa, Porifera, Demospongiae, Suberitida, Halichondriidae.